AUGUCAGAUCCUUACGAAGUUCAGAUUGAUAUAGAAUAUUUAGAACGGAUGAAUAAAUUAGCAAUGGCUAAUGAAAGUGUCGAAACAACAAACAUUGUCGCAAUAAAGAAACAGAUAUCGCAGUUGAAACCGAAAAAAUCAUGUGAAUUCGAUGCAGUGUCGAAUUAUAUGAUCAAAAAAAUUCCACUAGGUUGUAUUAGUUGUCUUGCAAAUUGCUUUAAUACUUGGUUAAAAGAAUAUAGGUAUCCAGAUGUUUGGAAAUUAGCUAAAAUAAUUACACUGAAUAAACUAAAAGCAGGAGUACCACUAUGUGAUCAAACACGACCAAUAUCACUUUUAGCAGCAUAUUCGUAG
Rotaria socialis is the source of this 354-nucleotide messenger RNA. NCBI's taxonomy places the organism in Eukaryota, Metazoa, Rotifera, Eurotatoria, Philodinida, Philodinidae. The record is from the annotation of a GenBank genome assembly.